CCGGAGAAGUGGAAACAUUAAAGGGGCGGCUCAUAUCAAAAUCUAUCUAUUAGGGGAUGUAUUUUUAUUCGCCGCGACAUCGCGUUCGAGUCCUUCGAGGCCGCCUUCGGUGAGAAUGUCGUGCGAGGCUUCGGGAUUUGGUGUUGCUAACGACGACGAAAUAGUUAAUGAUAUUAUUUUAAAUUUAAAUUAAUGCGUGUUUAAUAAACUUCUAUGAGUGUUUACAAUCUUACCCUUAUUGCUUACCAGAGUUACUGGUAUAGUGCUGGCUGUCUGCCGCAUGGUCCUUUAAUUUAGUUAUGUUGCCAAUACGAAGACGUAUUGCCAAUCUCGGUGAUCUAUUAUAAUUUGCUUUACUGAUUCCUGUUGACAACUAAUGGGCAAGAUUGUAUACAAAAAUGGAAUUAAUAUGAAGUGUUUUAAAAACCUUUAAAAACAUCCAAAAGCUUAAAAAAUUCUUGCUUACAAAAUGUUUGGGCGAGGUAUUUAGAAAGUGCCAACCGACAGUUAAGUAUAGUGAUAUCCAUUAUCCACCAACAUUCCAUACCAUUCUGAAGUGAUGGCUUUCAUUCAUUAUUUGGGCUUAGGAUGCCUACUUGCUACGACUGUGGCCUUGAGCACCGAUAUUGCAAGAGAUAGUAACUCUGGCUUUGCCGGCGGGUCAACAUUAAAUAAUGUUAUUAGCGAAGAUCCCGAAUUCACAGAUGUCAUCGAGAAUAUCACUGUACCCGCGGGGCGUAACGUAAAACUUGCUUGUUCAGUCAAGAACCUUGGCUCUUAUAAGGUGGCGUGGAUGCACUUCGAGCAGUCGGCCAUUCUAACAGUUCACAACCACGUGAUAACGCGUAAUCCGAGAAUAAGUGUCACCCACGAUAAGCACGACAAGCAUCGGACUUGGUUCUUGCAUAUCAACCAUGUUCAGGAGGAGGACAGGGGACGAUAUAUGUGCCAAAUUAAUACGGUUACUGCCAAGACCCAAUACGGAUUUGUUAAAGUAGUUGUACCGCCCAAUAUUGACGAUGCCCUUACCUCCAGUGACAUCAUAGUGCGUGAAGGCGAUAACGUGACGUUGCGAUGCAAGGCGAAAGGCAGCCCCGAACCAACCAUUAAGUGGAAGCGAGAUGACGGCAACAAAAUAGUGAUUAACAAGACACUCGAAGUGCAAGAUUUUGAGACGCAUUCCCUUGAGCUUGAGCGAAUUUCACGUCUGCAUAUGGGCGCCUACCUUUGUAUCGCGUCAAACGGAGUACCACCAAGCGUAUCCAAGCGGAUCAAAGUCAGCGUCGACUUUUCGCCAAUGGUCUGGAUACCUCAUCAGCUGGUGGGCAUACCAGUAGGUUUUAAUAUUUCCCUUGAGUGUUUUAUCGAGGCGAACCCAACCUCACUUAACUAUUGGACACGUGAAAACGAUCAAAUGAUCACUGAGUCAUCAAAGUAUAGAACCGAAACUAUUCCAGGUCAUCCGUCUUACAAAGCGAGCAUGCGAUUGACGAUUACCAAUGUACAAAGCAGCGAUUACGGCAACUACAAGUGCGUAGCCAAAAAUCCUCGUGGCGACAUGGACGGCAAUAUUAAGCUAUACAUGUCAAAUCCGCCAACAACACAGCCUCCGCCCACAACCAAAACGUUGCCGCGCACACCAAAUAUAACAGCAGAAAAAUCCCUGGAAAGUUACACCAACACUCCUUUAAGCGGCAUUGUCGUCGAAGGACCAACAAAUUCGGUGAUGGUAUCCGGCAAAUCGAGCAUAAAAUACCUAUCGAAUCUGAACGAGAUUGACAAAUCAAAACAAAAGCUGACGGGCAAUAGCCCAAAAGGUUUCGACUGGUCUAAAGGCAAGAAUUCUGAAAGCCAGGGCCAUACGGCAGCCCCUCGCUUGCCUGUUACCUUCUGGCUACUCCCGUUCCUUUCGCUGUUGGUUAAACACUGGAGUGGUUGAAAAUCGAAUAAUACUUAUAUAAAUAAUAAUAAAGUGCCAUUAAAAAAUUUGAAAUAAAAACUUUACAAAGCCAAAAAUAGGUACUUAAAUGCCAAAGCUUACAGUAAGGGAUAGCAACUAUGUAAUUCCAAAAAUCAAUGCAUUCCUCCAAAUUAAAAGAUGUAAUAAUCAGCGUCUGUAUAGUAUACUGAUUUUUAUAAAUCUUUAAUCGUUGAUGGGUUUUGUUGGUCUUUAAUUAAUAUAUCUUAGCUGGUGGUUGGAAAAUCUAUAGGUUUAAAGCAAUUAAAAAAGUCUUUAAAAUUAUAUCACAUUAUUUUUAAAAAAUCAGCUACUUUGAAGAAAACUGUAAAUAACCCUUAUAUGAAUAGCUUGAAUUAAAAUUGCAAAUUGUAAACUCAUUAUAGGCAUUAGAUAUAAAUGUUAAUUUGUGUCCAAGUGGACAUCAAAGCAUAUAAAUAAGUAGUUAUUAAAAAGAAAAGGCAGUCAUCGAUGCUCUAAAAACCAGGAACCAUAAGCAUUUAAAUGAAACAAACUAAUAAAUAU
Drosophila eugracilis is the source of this 2482-nucleotide messenger RNA. RefSeq names its product MAM domain-containing glycosylphosphatidylinositol anchor protein 1 (gene DIP-epsilon). Lineage: Eukaryota; Metazoa; Arthropoda; Insecta; Diptera; Drosophilidae. The transcript is spliced from 10 exons. The record is from RefSeq and is a predicted model, not a curated record. Bases 560 to 1939 code for a protein of 459 amino acids. Gene Ontology annotation, cellular component: neuron projection.